Pelmatolapia mariae (spotted tilapia) is the source of this 2867-nucleotide messenger RNA. RefSeq names its product restin homolog. The coding region runs from base 456 to 2591 and encodes 711 amino acids. Lineage: Eukaryota; Metazoa; Chordata; Actinopteri; Cichliformes; Cichlidae. The record is from RefSeq and is a predicted model, not a curated record. Gene Ontology annotation, molecular function: protein binding. The transcript is spliced from 22 exons.
GAGCUCUUUUGUCUGUAUUGAUUUACGUUCUUACUGAUGUGGAUGAAUCCCUGAGCAGCGACAGAAACAUGGUUCCUGUCUGCUGCGCUUUAUUUUGCAAAUCACACAACGUGCACACACCUGAGCUGAGCUGCGAUUUUGAGUUGUAGGGGCCGCCGUCGUUUGGACGCUAGGUUAAAGUUAUUCCGAUUACCCGGCCUCGGCUUAAACGUUAUUCCGGUUACCCGCCGUGGUACCGUUGAGUUAUUACGGCUCAGUGAGCAGUUAUUGCAGCUGUCGGCUGUUUUCUGAGAGCGUAGCUGUUGAAACAGCGCUCGCAUUCAUAAAGGCUGAAGGUGAACCACAGUUCUUUCUUUCACACUUGGAAUUCUUUGCAUGAUUAUCUGGGUUAUGUGGGAAGCCGUGACUGAAAAAGGUCUGAAAAGCCUUUUUAUUCCGAGACGAAUGAUUACUGGAUGGCGAGUGAGCGCGAGCAGCCUUUCUUCUUUGGACUCCGCCCCCUCGCCCUUGUGCUGAAGGAUUUCUGCAGGUGGAGGACAAUGGCGAGAAGGUCUGCUGCUCUGUUUCUGCUGUUCUGCUGCUCCGUCAGUCGGGGCCGGUCGGAGGCUUCGGUCCCCCCGCCGGCGGUCAUCUCCCCGGCCCUCCCCGUCCUCUGGGAUGAACUGCGGGGGCUGAAGGAGCUGGUGCUGAGCCUGAAGGCGGAGGAGGUGGGCCGGCGUCAGAUCCUGAGGAGGGUGGAGAGCUGGCUGAGGGAUGGAGAGGUGGAGGCAGAGCAGCAGAGACGGAGCUUGGAGGGACUGAAGGAGGAAGCGCUCCGACAGGCGGAGGAGCUGAGGAGGAGGGUGGAGGAGCUGGAGGAGCAGAGCAAAGCUCGAGAUGCCGACGUGUCGACACUUCAGUCCAGGCUGAACAGCAGCGAGCGCUCGACGGACGACCUGAAGAAGAAGAACUCGGCUCUGGCGGCGGAGCUGCCGUUCCUGCAGACGAGACUGAGGGCGAGCGAGAGCACCGUGGAGCAGCUGAGGAGGAAGAACGCAGUGUUGGCGGCCAGACUGUGUAAUGCCGAGAGUCUGAUGGAGGAGCUGAGGCGGCAGAUCUCAGAGUUUCCGGCCUCCAAUGCCUCGUCUCUGACGCCUGACGUGUUGGAGCUGGAGGCUCGACUGGGCGCCCGUCUGGAGGAGCUGAGCGCUGACGCUGAAGCUCUGCGGGGUGGACUGAAGUCGCUGCAGGAGACACUGAAACCAGCUUCAGACCUGCAGCAGCUCAGCUCCUCACCAGUGGAGUCGGCGGACGUUUCGGCGCUCGGCAGCAGGCUGAGUGACGCUGAACGCCGCUUGGAUGAGCUGCACACGCAAACCUCAGCUGUCAGAGCCUCGUUGGAAGAAAACCUGUCGGCUGUGAAGACUCAGGUGCAGCAGCUGGAGCUGACCAGCACAGCUCAGACCGACUCAGUGAAGCAGCUGCAGCUUAAACUAAACUCCACAGAGCAUCAGAUCCACGAGCUGCAGACUGAAACAUCAGAUCAAAGCUCCAAACUGACGAAGCUGCAGACAAACGCGAGCGCGAGCCUGCAGGGCGACCUGAACACAGAGAUGUUCACCAGGCUGAGACGUGGAGACAAACAGCUGGAACAGCUGCUGUCUGAGCACACAGAGAUUAUGAACAAACUGAGAGACGGUGAGAAACAGCUGGAACAGCUGAAGGCUGAGCACACAGCUCAGACUGACUCAGUGAAGCAGCUGCAGCUUAAACUAAACUCCACAGAGCAUCAGAUCCACGAGCUGCAGACUGAAACAUCAGAUCAAGGCUCCAAACUGACGAAGCUGCAGACAAACGCGAGCGCGAGCGCGAGCCUGCAGGGCGACCUGAACACAGAGAUGUUCACCAGGCUGAGACGUGGAGACAAACAGCUGGAACAGCUGCUGUCUGAGCACACAGCCGUGGAGGUCAGAUUGAGCUUCUCUGAGACACAGCUGGAACAUCUGGAGACUCGUGCUGCAGGCCGUGACAUCGAGCUGUCGGCCACGACGCUCAGACUGAACGUCACCGAGCGGCAGGUGGACGAGCUGAUGACACAAAACACAGUGCGAGCCGCUGAGCUGGAGUCUGUUUCGCACCGACUGACGGCGGCACAGAGACGCGCUGAUGAGCUGCAGGUCAGGCUGAACCAGCUGAGGGCCGAGGAAGGAGGUGAGCUGAGGGUGGCGUUUUCAGCCGGUCUGACCGAUUCGGGGUCAGUGGGACCGUUUGAUGAAGAAACAACUCUGAUCUUCUCCAAAGUCAUCACCAACGUCGGCGAAGCCUACAACCAGACAGCAGGUAGAGCGAGCCGCCCACAGGACGCCGAAAUAUUCAGCUCCAAGUGUUUUCACGGCUCCUGUCAGAGGACUGUACGUCUUCAGCUUCACGGCUGCAGAUUACCUGAAAGGCUACAUGGGCCUGUACCUGUACAAGAACGACCGGCCGAUCGUCUUCAGCCUCGACCUGAACGACCACGGCGGCUACGCCUCCACAAGCAACGCCGUGUGUCUGCAGCUGGAGGAGGGCGACCGGGUGCGCCUCGGCCUGCCGGCCAGCUACCGCCUCUAUGACGACUCGCGAAACUUCAGCGUGUUCUCCGGCUUCCUGCUGUUCCACCUGUGAUGGUGACGUCCCGGGAUGCACCCAGAUUAUCCAACCUUUGUACGGCAGAGCGAACAGGAAGUGGGAUGAAAGAGGCCACGCCCUUAAUAACGCAAACUUUACUCUUUAAUAUAAUGUAAAGCGGAGGAAAUGACACGUUUAACGAGUCUCACUGCUGCCUCGCUGGUCACCUGAGGAACUGCAGCCUUUUCUGCUCCAGUGAUCAUUUCAUGCAAAAGUCUCAG